CUGCUGUGGUGCUAAAUUGCUGCUGCAGCAACGAGAGCCGCGUGUCUUCGACGGCGAAAUCAUCUGUCUGCGAUGUGGUACGGCGAAUCACACGCCCGAUAUGUUCCGAUAUUUUGCGACGAACGAAGGGGAACGUCGUGGAUCACAACAAGGGAGUAUCAAGAACAUAGGCGCGCCUUCAUCAGGAUCUGUUUCGCCUCAGGAGCAGCAGAAGAAUGGUUGUGUCGUGCCUUCUUCUAACGUAGAGGAUCUAGCGCUUCCAGAAAAGUCUUCACCUGGAGGAGGAGCUCCAGGAGCUGCUCUGUCGACCUACAGUACGCCCAGCAGGCGCGAAGCCAGGCGCCACAUGUUUAGGGAGGAUCAGCCUUUGAGCAGCGAGUUCCUCUUUGCUGUCCUAGACAACGACGAACACAACAGACGAAGGCUGACUGCUCUGCAGUACCGGAAUCUGAACAACGGGUGCCGCUGGCUCUAUGGUUCGGUAGAGGAGAAGUCGCCGAGUCGACCUGGGAGUCGGCAUGAGUCGCCGCCACUGCAGAACGACAAGAAUGCUGAAGGGAGGACGAGGACAUUAGCAGCUCGCAGCACCAAGAUCUUCAAUGAGGCAACAAGAACUUCUCAGGAGAUUCAUCAGAAAGUGAAAAAAGUUUUGAAAAUGAAUGUUGGUCUUCGUGGUCGUGGACUUGUGUCCUCUUCCCGCUCGCCGUCCCCAGAACAGCAUCUCCGUGUGCCCUCACUGUCAGCACUCCGCACCCCCAGGCGACGCCACGGCCAUCGCGAUAAGAUGAACCCGAGUUCCUCGCCGGAUGGAAAUUUAUGGUCAGCUUUUUCCAUCAUUCUCGGCAUCUUGGUCCCCUGGUCCCUUGUAGUUGUACCUAUUCUCCUCGUGCAAUACAAGGUAAAAGGACUCAAGAUGAGGGGGCCGAGAUGCAAUCUAGCAGACUCUAAGAAAUGGAGGAACAAGUAUUGGAACGCCACGGGUCUUGCUACCCGAACGAAUGAAGUACUCAGAUUUCGAAUACGACUUGGCACGGCUCGAGGGUCGCGUCCACAAUCCGAAGGCUAGAGGAUUUACAAGUAGUUCCGGCUCCUCGUCUUCAGAUGAAGAACACCUUCAGACUCAAGAGGCGUCUUACGACUUGUACGGUGGCACUAACUUAGGUUCGCCGAAUGGAAAUAAUGCAGGGAUGAAGAUGGCUGCGACUGCCUCAGGGACGUCGAUUUUUCCAGCUCAGUUCGAGGUAAGCGAGACAACAGCAUUCGCGAGUGUGGUAAGUGGUUUUGUUUCAGCACCAAGUGGAAAGCAACUUCUUGUUGAUCAUCAGCGAGGGUCUGUUGGAUCAUCCCCACCACACUUGGGGUCCUCGCCAGGCGGUUCACCAGGUGGCUCGCUCUACUCCCCAGUGGGUGGAGUGCGCUCAAGAAGACGUUUGACACGAAAAGAGAGAGUUUUGAUGCAACGUCAGGCCAGGAUGGCGCAGCUACAUGGCGAACAAGACGCAGGCCUGUUGUCUUGGGCACAGUCAAGGGGUAUAUCUGUGUCCCCUGAUCUUCCAGAUGUGGACAACAACGACAGCACUUCCAAGACUGGACCUCGAGUCGUUCAGUUUGAUGAUGGAGUGACUGUUGAUCUGGACGCAAUCGAUGGAGAUCGAAAAAACCCACCUCCAGCGUCAUCUUCAUUGAUUGCUUCAUCUUCUAGUACAGCUGCGUUGAUCAAGAGAGCAGGAGGGGCGACGUCCUCCUCCUCUGCAGCUGGCGGGAGACUUCUUGGUGAUGAGAACGGAACUGAAGCUGGAAGGUCUAAUGGUGUUCGACCUCCAGACAUCCACAACAACAACCGUACCACUUUUAGGAACAGCUUGUCUCCUAGAAGAAGUCCGAUUUCGCCUUUGCUUCCUCCGCAGCUCUUGAUGGACCACCAGCAUCAAAAUUCAGUGUCACCUCGAACAAGAAAGAAGGGCACCGAGCACGAAUCCUUCCGCAGAGUGGCACAGCCACGCCAAAUAGCUCUUCCAGGAGCUUUUGCUCGACAAAGGUGGCAAGCUCUGGCACGACAUCCGUUGGACCGAUCUAUUGCGGUACAGAGGAACGUUGAAAAAUUUUUGAAGACCUUCUUUUGGCGUGAGCGCUUUGACGUGGAGGACGUCGCAGUAGUGCAACACCUGGUCUUCGUCACGCAACUGCCGCAAGAGAGAGCACUCUACCUUCACAAACUGCACUCUUCGCCGGCCGCUGCCACUGUCUCCUCGAACUUGCACAAUUUUCUGGACUAUUCUAGUAAGAUUGAGCUGCCGAGUCCGAAAGCAGGUAGGAGAUUGACACUGCCUUCAUCGUCAUCUGGACCUGGAGUUAAGGCUUCCCCGAAUCCAUCCCUGCAGACAUCCCUCAAACAUAUGCGCCCCUUUUUUUUUUUGAGUUACUGAGGGAUUUCCGCAGGAGAUACUGACGCAUAUGCUUGAGGGAUUUCCACAGGGAUGAAUAGGGGAGAGCUCUAAUGGAGGCGAAGAUCUUCAACAACAUAUUGAUCACGAAAUAAAGAAUGCAAUAACACUAACAAAACGAGGAAGUAGUGCAGAUGAUGAUGCAGAAGGACAAGGACAGCUCUUCAGUGCUGCAAGGAAGCGAGAUAAUAUUGAUAAGGUUUUCAUGAAACUUCCUCUUCCUCAGCGCCUCCCCCAAGUCGAACUAGACCGUCGUCGCGAGCUUCUCAGGGUUUGCUCUCACUUCACCGGUGAGGGGGUGUCCGGAGAGUGUGCUCGAGUCCUGGAAGCUAAGCGGUCCGCCGUCGAGAGACCACUAGAAUCUUGCUUGUGCGCGCUGUUGCAAGUGGAGACCUUCGUGCGGGUUUUUGGUGCGAAGAUCGUUAGUGCAGGGAGAAAGGACCUGUUAUCAUCCGACGAGGAGAUAUUUGAGGUGAAUAACAGUAAAAAUCGAGGAACUUCUACGAGUCGUGGACGAUUUAUUGGGCGGGAAGCAG
Messenger RNA from Amoebophrya sp. A25, 2980 nucleotides. The record is from the annotation of a GenBank genome assembly. Lineage: Eukaryota; Dinophyceae; Syndiniales; Amoebophryaceae.